This is a messenger RNA of Talaromyces atroroseus, 1170 nucleotides long. RefSeq lists its product as hypothetical. The transcript has 3 exons. Lineage: Eukaryota; Fungi; Ascomycota; Eurotiomycetes; Eurotiales; Trichocomaceae. The coding region runs from base 1 to 1170 and encodes 389 amino acids. Gene Ontology annotation, molecular function: 2-oxoglutarate-dependent dioxygenase activity. The record is from RefSeq and is a predicted model, not a curated record. Gene Ontology annotation, cellular component: cytoplasm.
AUGGCCCCCGCUCCAAUUUCAUCCUCCAUUACCGACUUCGUCAUCCAAACGAAGCAAGACAACCACGGGCUCGAUAUCCCUCAGCCGGCACGAGAGCGCCUCGCCAAAGCCGGCAUCGACAUCUCGCAAGGCUACCCCUACAAUCCCGCCAAACCGCUCUACCUCGACGACGUAUACAACAUCCGGAACGAGCCGCGGGAAUACGUCGAUGCCGGAAGCCGUGCCGACCCAGACAAGAAAGCGCUCCUAGGCGCCGCCAAAGAAGUCAUCAACCUGACCCGCCACAUUGGAACCGAGAUUGUUGGCUUGCAGCUCAAGGACCUGACCAACCAGCAGCGCGACGAACUUGCUCUCCUGAUUGCGGAGCGCAGCGUGGUCUUUUUCCGGGACCAGGAUCUUUCGCCGCAGAAGCAAAAGGAGCUAGGCGAGUACUUUGGCGAAGUCGAAGUCCACCCACAAGUAGGACAAGUGCCCGGCGUCCCCGGCGUGACUGUACUCUGGCCGGCGCUGCAAGCAGUAGAGCGCAAGCCCAACUUCCGGCGCACCGGAGGGUCUUCGGCAUGGCAUACUGAUCUGGUGCAUGAGCGUCAACCCGCUGGCAUCACGCAUCUCCACAACGACACCAUCCCAAGCGUUGGCGGAGACACGCUCUGGGCCAGCGGCUAUUCAGCCUACGAAAAGCUGUCCCCUGCAUUCCGCAAGAUCAUCGAUGGCAAGACGGCAAUAUACCGUUCAGCCCAUCCCUACCUCGACCGCAAAAACCCCGAGGCCGGACCCCAGUACAUCGAGCGAGAACAUCCGCUGGUGCGCACGCAUCCAGUGACGGGUUGGAAGGCGUUGUGGGUGAACCGCGCCAUGACACUGAGAAUUGUUGGCUUGGACAAGGCCGAGAGCGAUUUGAUUCUGGGGUAUUUGUAUGAUGUGUACGAGCGCAAUCCUGAUAUCCAGGUGCGGUUCAAGUGGUCUCCAAGGACGAGCGCGCUGUGGGAUAACCGGAUCACAAUCCACAACGCGAGCUGGGACUAUGAAGGCCUCGAGCCAAGGCAUGGCACUCGAGUGACGUCUCUGGCAGAGAAGCCAUUCUUUGAUCCCAACUCGCCGACGAGACGUCAAGCCUUGGGGUUGUUGGGCCCUUCAGAGCUCAGCGAGCUGCAUGAGGAUGGCGCGUAG